This is a messenger RNA of Triticum turgidum subsp. durum (durum wheat), 1758 nucleotides long. Lineage: Eukaryota; Viridiplantae; Streptophyta; Magnoliopsida; Poales; Poaceae. The record is from the annotation of a GenBank genome assembly.
AUGCCUUCCGGCUCGGCCUCCGACCCGCUGCUCUCGCGCGCCGACGGCAGCAGCAUGGAGGACGACGACGGCAUCGACGCCGCGGCGGUGGACCACCGCGGCCGGCCCGCCCCCCGCGCCUCCACCGGCCGCUGGCGGUCGGCGCUCUUCAUCAUUGAUGAUCGGGAUCGGAACGUGCGUGCAGCGGUGGAGAUCGCGGAGCGGUUCUCGUUCUACGGCGUGUCGGCGAACCUGAUCAGCUACCUGACGGGGCCGCUGGGCGAGAGCAACGCCAAGGCCGCGUCCGCCAUCAACGCCUGGAACGGCGUGGCGCAGCUGCUGCCGCUGCUCGGCGCCGCCCUCGCCGACUCCUGGCUCGGCCGCUACCGCACCAUCCUCAUCGCCUCCCUGCUCUACAUCCUGGGUUUAGGAAUGUUGGCUCUCUCGACAUUGCUCUCCUCCGGCAAUCACAAAUGCAGCAACACCGACGGCGGCACGCCCUGCUCGCCGCCGUCCAGUCUGCAGAUGGCCGCGUUCUACACCUCCCUCUACCUGGUGGCCCUCGCGCAGGGCGGGCACAAGCCGUGCGUACAGGCCUUCGGCGCCGACCAGUUCGACGCGAGCCACCCGCGGGAGGCCGUCUCCCGGAGCUCCUUCUUCAACUGGUGGUACUUCGGCAUAUGCGCCGGCACCGCCGUCACGCUCGUGUUCCUCAGCUACAUCCAGGACAACAUCGGCUGGGGCCUCGGCUUCGGCAUCCCCUGCGUCGUGAUGGCCUGCGCCCUCGCCGUCUUCUUGCUCGGCACCCGCACGUACCGCUACUACGUCUCCGACGGCAAGCAGCGGAGCCUGUUCGCUCGUACCGGCGAGGCUUUCGCCACGUGGCGGACCAAGCGGCGGAAGUUGAGUCCCCUUGCAGCCUCCGAUUCGCAUGAAGCUCAUCGUGCGGCAACAUCGGUGCCGGAAUACAGUGCUCAGGUCGACGAGGAAGAGCAGGGGGUGGUGAUCAGCAACGCGGACCUCAUCGAGGAAGUCAAGGGCGUCCUCCGGCUGUUCCCGAUCUGGGCGACGUGCCUGAUCUACGCCGUGGCGUUCUCCCAGUCGUCGACGUUCUUCACGAAGCAGGCGGCGACCCUCGACCGGCACGUCGGCAAGCGAGUCCAGGUGCCGCCGGCGGCGCUGCAGAGCUUCAUCAGCAUCACCAUCGUGCUCUUCAUGCCCAUCUACGACCGCGCCAUCGUGCCGCUGGCGCGCCGCUGCACCGGCGUCUCCUCGGGCAUCACCAUGCUGCAGCGCAUCGGCGUCGGGAUGGUGCUCUCGCUCGUGUCGAUGGUGGUCGCGGCGCUCGUGGAGACGCGCCGGCUCCGGAUCGCGGCGGACGCCGGCCUGGCGGACCUGCCCAAGGUGCCGGUCCCGAUGAGCCUGUGGUGGAUGGUGCCGCAGUACGUGCUGUUCGGCGCGGCGGACGUCUUCACCAUGGUCGGCCUGCAAGAGUUCUUCUACGACCAGGUGCCCGACAAGCUGCGCAGCAUCGGGCUGGCGCUCUACCUCAGCAUCUUCGGCAUCGGCAGCUUCAUCAGCAGCGGCCUCGUGUCGGGCAUCGACAAGUGGACGUCGGAAAGGGGGCAGAGCUGGUUCUCCAACAAUCUCAACCGCGGCCACCUCGACUACUUCUACUGGCUCAUCGCCGCGCUCAGCGCGCUCGAGCUUGUGGUGUACGUCUUCUUCGCCGUAACUUUCAAGUACAAGAAGAAGGCAGCAUCAGCUACCGUUGGUUAG